GAGGCGUGUUCAGUUAACCUGGUGGCGCUGAACGUCCUACCGUUGGCGGCGGAGAAGCUGCCAACGCUGCCAACCAGCCAGCCGACCUCGAAGAGAGCUCACGGUUUCGGUGCGGCGAAUACCUCCGUCGUUUCUCGCGUUUUAUCUCCGGUUGUUUUCGCACGUUCGCCGCAUUUAAUUCCGGAGUAAAUUUUCAUAUACGUGACCAGUGCGGCGAAUUCCGCCGAGGGGAGAUCAGCGAUGGUCAGCAAGGAUCCGAAAACGGGCGCGGAACUGGCGAAUCCUUAUGUCAGGCCGCCGAGUAUUUCCACCAGUCAGUCAGUCAAGAAUUUCUUUUACAAUCGUGAGACGGGUGCAUUUUUAGGCAGAACAGCCAGCAGCUGGGGCAAAAUAGGAUUGUUCUAUUUGAUAUUCUAUGGAGUGCUGGCUGCGCUGGUGGCUAUUUGUUUCUGGGGUUUCUUUCAAACGCUAGACCCGAGAAUACCGAGAUGGCAAUUAGAACGUUCGAUAAUCGGAACGAACCCUGGCUUAGGAUUUAGACCACGGCCGCCACUGGAGAACGUAGAGAGCACGUUGAUCUGGUACAGGGGAACCGAUAGCGAGAACUUUAAAUUUUGGAUCGAGUCUUUAGAAUCAUUCCUAAAAGAUUAUAUAACACCAGGAUCGGUUCUUGGUCUCGGCGCGAAUAUUAAUAAAUGUGACUACAAUCAACCGCCGCCGCCCGGCAAAGUUUGCGACGUCGACGUUAAAAACUGGCAUCCUUGUACCAAGGAGAAUAAAUUUAAUUACCACAAAUCAGCGCCGUGUAUAUUCCUAAAGCUUAAUAAGAUAUACGGAUGGAAACCGGAGUUCUUUAACGAUACGAAAUCAUUGCCAAGCAAUAUGCCGGCCCAGCUGAAGGAAUAUAUUAACGAAGUGAAGGAUCCUCGCGAGUUGGAAACGAUUUGGGUGUCCUGCGAGGGCGAGAAUCCCGCGGACCAAGAAAAUAUAGGACCCAUCAAGUACAUCCCGCGGAGAGGUUUCCCCGGAUAUUUUUAUCCCUAUGAAAAUUCCGAGGGUUACCUCAGCCCGCUAGUGGCCAUUCACUUCGUCCGACCACGAACUGGAAUUUUAAUAAACGUGGAGUGUAAGGCGUGGGCGAGGAACAUAAAACACAAUCGCAACGAUAAACUGGGUGUCGUCCAUUUCGAGCUGAUGAUAGAUUAACGUCGUUUUGUAUACUUUGCUUAGGAGGCGGGGAGGGUCUCUCCCUUAUUAGCUUACGUGAACGCCAUGCGAAUCUCACGUUUUCUGACGAAGCUGCUUUUAAAAUAGCCGUCAGAAACCGACGACCGCUGCCAAAGUGUGCAUGAAACUUUUUCACGUACAAACUAAAGGUUUUCCAUGUUCAUAUCAUCGAAAACCCGACACACUUUUAUGUGCACCGAAGGAAGCUGUAAUACAUUUAGUAAUCCCAUUUUUUUUUAUAUUAGAUCGAACGCGUAUUAUAGUUACGAAAAAAUCAUAAUUCUCUGUUGCGUGGAAAAAUUGAAUAAACGUAUUGCAGUCUUUCCUCGAUGCCACCGUACAGAAUGUAAUACACAAUUUUCGCGUUACGUUCUUUUACGACUAAUAAUUGGCCACGGAUUUGAUGAAUAACCGUGAUAUUAUAUUUUUAAAAUUGUCAAUUCCAAAUUGAUACUUUCUAAAUACAGGAAUUUUUAAUCGAAUCUCGCGAAACGAUCUAUUAAGUCUAAUGUUUAAGAAACGAUUACCGAUUAGUCAGUGUUUCAAUUAAAU
Messenger RNA from Ceratina calcarata, 1779 nucleotides. Its product is annotated as sodium/potassium-transporting ATPase subunit beta-2-like. NCBI's taxonomy places the organism in Eukaryota, Metazoa, Arthropoda, Insecta, Hymenoptera, Apidae. The record is from RefSeq and is a predicted model, not a curated record. Gene Ontology annotation, molecular function: ATPase activator activity. Gene Ontology annotation, cellular component: sodium:potassium-exchanging ATPase complex. Bases 241 to 1206 code for a protein of 321 amino acids. Gene Ontology annotation, biological process: potassium ion import across plasma membrane; sodium ion export across plasma membrane; intracellular sodium ion homeostasis. The transcript is spliced from 6 exons.